ACUUGUAGUUCCCUGGUCGGGAGAAUGAAUGUGUAUUGAGCCGGUAACAGUGUUCUGUGGCCAUUGUCCCUAUACAACCCAGAAAGUGCACCCUGUGCAGAUUGUGUUGUCUGGAUAGCAGGUGCUCGGCGCGCCACGAAUAUGCCAAGGUUAUAAAGAAUAAAUAAUCCGACGAAAUAGAAGAAUAGAAAAAUGAAUAAGACUUCCUUGCCGUUCAAUAAACCAAUACGCUUCUGUAAGCAGUGCAGUGUAUGCCAAUGCGCCAAGUCCCGCUCUCGUAGACCCGAGAUCUCGAAAGACCCAGUCAAUUUGGCGAACACAGUGAGAGCGCACUUAUCGGGAAAGUCUGGAAAUGUGGUUAAAUGCCCCGUGUGUCUUACCAGCAUUAUCGUAGAGUCUGUGGACCAAGCCAUAGAGUACAAGAGAGCAGACCCUGAUAUGGAUGAGUAUGUUUUCCCGAGGCUGAGCUUCUCUUCAGACAAUGGUUACGUGAGUAUCUGUCAUUCAUGUGAUACCGGCGAGGCUGAGGUUAAAUGUAUCGAGUGUAACCAGAAGCUCUGUUUUGACUGUGUGCGGACUCAUCUUCGUACGAAAGCCACAAAGCGGCACCAUGUCACUGGGAUCGUGGAUCCUGACUCCACACCGACCCAUUCCAGGUCCCCCUCCCCAGUGCGGAUAAACCCAAGGACUCGCACCCCUUCACCCACCCGGAAUGGCCGUGGUAGGUCUAAGUCGCCUAUCCGAAACGGCAGGACUAGAUCGCCUUCUCCAAUUAGGAACGGACGAAGUAGAACACCUUCACCAAAGCGAAACUUCCAUUUCAACGUGGUCAGAAAAAGCGUGUCGCCAAAAAGGAACGACAGCACGAGAAGCGGCUCUCCCAAACGGAGCACUGGGAGUGAUGUUCCGUAUGGGUCGUACUGUACCGACUCCGGCGUGGAGGACUCGCUCUCUCCCAUUUCACCAUUUGAGAGUUAUUCGUUCACUCCAAACCACGUCACGUUCAAUACGCGAUUGUCACACCUGACAAUGGAGGAUGCUUACCAGAGAGGGAACUCUCCUCGCGCCAGCGAGAGGAAGCAGUUUGAUUUUAAACCGGUGAGAAAUUCAUUUAGCAGCUGGAAAAAUGACUUUAACCAAAUCACGAUGUUUGAACUACCGAGUUAUGUUCUAGCAAUGUGCUCAGGCUCGCGAGACCAGUGCUGGAUUUCGGAGGCAAAGUCGUCAGCGAUACACCUGUAUAAUGUCGACGGAAAGCACGUAAAGAGCGUGGAAAUCUACAACGAAGUGAGGGAUAUGGUGGUGAACAAGGCAACCGACGAACUGUUUGUCUCCUGUUUCCCCAGCAAGCACAUAAAGGUCGUGAACUCCGUAGGAGAAGUUGAAACGUUCGCGACGUCAUCGCUUCAUCCUGCAGGGAUUAGCGUUAACAGCCAUGGCGAUAUCAUUGUCUGCGCCGUCGAAGACCUGCGAAGACGGUACAAACCGGAACACAAAAAUUGCUUGCAAGUGUACAGCAAAGAGGGUCGGCUGAAACGCGAAAUAGAACGCGAUGUAAAUGGCGACAAAAUCUUUGCCUAUCCUGAAUACAUCGAUGUCAACAUCAAUGGUGACAUGAUUAUUUCCGACAUUGAGAGAGAGCACGUGGUUAUCCUUAACAACGAUGGAAAGGUCAGACUUGUGUAUAAAGGGCCGCCAAAAGGAACCCUGGACAAACCGUUUGACCCGCGUGACGUCAAAUGCGACAAAGACGGGAACAUUGUCGUCUGUGACAUCAACAACAACUCUCUUCAUCUACUGGACAUUAAUGGCGCCUUUAUUCGCUUGCUUCUUUCAGAGGAAAAUGGUCUCUACUGGCCGGACGUUGUUGCUAUUGACAACCGAGGUCACAUCUGGGUACGGGAGCUAUGGCAACACACCGUCAAAAUUUUUAAAAACGUGUGAAAAAUUGCUGACUGUGAUAUUUAGUAUGCAGGAUUAUCCAUUGUGUAUUGCGGAAUGGGGUCAUAGUGAUUAACUUGAGAGGAUUAGAAAUAAUUUGCAGUAUUAUUUGUUACCUGUUCCAUGUUUUGGGAUUUCUUGCCGUAUGACCAGUGAUCAUUGUGUAAUGUCGAAGUUCCUGAUUUUUUUUUAUCUAUAGCAGUCAUUUAUUGAUCGAUAUAAGAAAGAAAUCACUGUUCAAUUUAAAGGGUAUAAAAAUGUUCCGGCAAUUCGUAAACCAAGCAACCAAUUGAGCCCUCCUUCAUAUCGUCGUAAUUUACUUGCUUCUUUUUUGUCAUGUCGAUAUUGGUAAUGAAACUUUUGAAGUUUGAUGCAAUUGGCAAUAAAACCCCAGUUCUCGGAAUAAUGACAGACAAUUCAACAAAGAACUAAAUAGAAGCCCUGAAUAGUAAGCGUUCAUCCUGUUUAUCUGUAUUGUUCGCGUUCGUGUAUUAUUUUCUUUUCAAUUAUUUAUUUCGAAUUCUCUUCUUUUUUCGUGCGUUAGAGACAGGCUGGCUUCAACAAACAUUUCAAUAACGUUAUGGGUGACAAAAAGAUAUGAAAACCCUUUUAGUGAAAAUUAUUGUGAGGCUUACAAAGGGUUUUGUUAAAUUGAAAAUUAAAAGCUUUUAUGUAUACUAGUUAAACCAAGCCUUUUAAUUUUGCUAUGUAUACGAUUAGAUCGAAUUCACGUGUCAAAACGUAAAGUGCCUUGUAUAAAAGUAGCGAUCAAUUAUACCCAGUAUGAAUUAAAGUAUGAUGGCAUUCCACAGUAUCAGUAAUAUGUAAUAUUGGGUGAUAUUUAGAGGUUAAAGGUAUGAUGAUUUAUCUCGAUGAAAUAUGUGACAAAAAACGGACCAAAAUUUCUAUAACUUCUUUCAUAUGAAAGGAGAAGGUUAAUAUGAAAGACACGAAUGAGAGGAGUGUGGAUACAAGGUUGAGAAUUAUAUCUUCAUAAUAAUUAAGCAUUGAUGGACCAUCAAUGUCGAUGAUGAUGUAUUUUCAUAAAAACUUGGAGAGCAAAAUUGAUAUGGCAUGUUUGAAAGGUGCUAAUUUUUCAUUUUAUUGAAUACGAUUUAAAUGUCGUAUUAUGUGUAUUCAGGCAGGUGGAUAGGUUAUCGCAAGUGUUUAGAAGGUAGAAAUAGCUGUAGAUAAAUGAAAAUGUUGGGGUUUGAAUUCCUGUAUUUACUCUGUUAGACACGACAGUCCAAUUUCUUGCAGAGAAUCUUAACUCUUGUUUGAUUGCCAACUGCUUGGGACAACUUUCCGAUUGAAUAGAGAGCUACUGACAAGCCUUAUUACACGUGUCUGUACACUAAGAAUUGGCAUGAGGAUCAGGCAGAGUAAAGAACGUUCACUCCCGGAGUAUUCUGAGGGUCUACACAGAAAUAAAUGUCCAAUUUACCUGUGUUAUUGGAGCUGUGGGGUCAAUGUCCACACAUAAUAGUGUUUCUUCUAUACGCAUGCACAAGUUACGUUGUUGUUCCUGGAGGGCCCCUGUUGAAUUAAUAUACCCCCCCCCACCCCCUUCCACCACCGUCCGACAUUCUGCCCAGUCAUCCGAGAUUCAUAAAUAUUUAUAACUUAAUGUUUUUUAUUUAUUUAUAUGUACGAGUAUUUAAUAGUUUGUUGUUGUUUAUUUAUUGGUAAGUGUUAUCAGAAAUUUUGUUUUAACAAUUAUUCUACGAUUAGGUUUGUUAUAUAUAAAACUUUUUUUUAAUAAAUUUUAUUAUGAUCAAUCGAACAGAAAAGAUCAGUAUUAUAUAGUGUCGUUUUGAACUGCUUAUUUAUUUGUUUAUUUCCUCUAUUUUUCCUGUAUGCACAUCGUUAUGUGAUGCGUACAGUUGCUACGUGUUACGUGAAUAAAGUAAUGUGUACACCACCACAGCGACAUAUGUCUUAUUUAGUGCAUGAUAUUGUUAUUCGUACGUGUACGUAUAUGAUUGUUAAAUUUAUUUUACACGCAUUGUUGUAUUCAUUUCUGUUAUUGACUGACCCCAGAAAGGUCCCAUUUUAGUCAUCUGUUUUCAUUUCUGUGACAAUGUCAAUAAAACUAUCAGACGG
Messenger RNA from Magallana angulata, 4044 nucleotides. RefSeq lists its product as uncharacterized. NCBI's taxonomy places the organism in Eukaryota, Metazoa, Mollusca, Bivalvia, Ostreida, Ostreidae. Bases 193 to 1944 code for a protein of 583 amino acids. The record is from RefSeq and is a predicted model, not a curated record. The transcript has 2 exons. Gene Ontology annotation, molecular function: zinc ion binding.